Molecule: messenger RNA, 855 nt
Organism: Oikopleura dioica
Lineage: Eukaryota; Metazoa; Chordata; Appendicularia; Copelata; Oikopleuridae
Source: the annotation of a GenBank genome assembly
AUGACUGAUAAACUUGCCACGAAAAUAAUCAAUGAUGUGACAAAGAUAAUAUCGUCAAAGAAAAAGUCAAAAUUAGGUGAUAUUCUCUCAAAGCUGAAAUCUUCUCCCGCUUUUACGGCGAAAGAAGCAGAAAAACUUUUUGCAAAGUUUUUAGUUAAAGAGCUUAAUACAAAAAGGGUGAGGAUCCCAUUAGAGCAUAUUGAAGACCACGUGAGUAAUCACAAAGAUGACUUCGGCUCCGGUCUAGUUCAAGCUGUUAGAGAAGAACCUGUCAGGGUGCAAAAAUCAUCUGAAGAGCCUUAUCUUCUUGAAAAUCAAGAGGCACCGCAUUCAUCAAAAAAUUUGCCUACAGUGUUAACGAAAAAUGUCGAGGCAAGUGAGCAGAUGCUUUUUAUGCCUCAAGAAGUCGGGAUUCUAUCAAAAUCAACGAUAGAGCAUUUGGAUGCUGACGUUCGUCUCGAAAAAAUAUCACGCGCCUCUAGAGAAGAGGAAGGAAGUGUUGAACAGAACCAAGAGCAGGAACUAAACAUUCAGCCUCGCUCUAUUCUUAAAAAGAAUAAAACGACGAAUUCUGAGGAAGAUGACUCUGAUCCUGAUUGGAUAGAUGAAAAUCCCGCUGAGCGGCUUGAACUUGAAAAAGAAAACUUGAUAGGUGCACUUGAAGAAAUUGCCAGUACAUCUUCCGUUCCAAGUAUUUUGGAAGCUCUGUCAACUUUGAAAACAACCGAGGAAAUUAAAAGUGAAAUGCAAAACCUGAGUGAGCAGAAUCAAAAUACUCUCAUCAAAAUGCAGCUUUUACCAAGUGAAAUAAUGAAAAUAUGCUUGACAAAUCAACUUGGAAAAAUGAGAACGUGA